Cottoperca gobio is the source of this 4859-nucleotide messenger RNA. RefSeq names its product NPL4 homolog, ubiquitin recognition factor (gene nploc4). Gene Ontology annotation, molecular function: ubiquitin protein ligase binding; ubiquitin binding. The coding region runs from base 179 to 2062 and encodes 627 amino acids. Gene Ontology annotation, biological process: ubiquitin-dependent protein catabolic process. Gene Ontology annotation, cellular component: nucleus. The transcript has 17 exons. NCBI's taxonomy places the organism in Eukaryota, Metazoa, Chordata, Actinopteri, Perciformes, Bovichtidae. The record is from RefSeq and is a predicted model, not a curated record.
CGUGGUCGCUUCGGUGUAGGACCGGUGAGAAACGGUCGGUCGCUAAUGUCUGCAACACCCGGUGUUUGAGUUGUGGGAUGGAGUUUCGUUGACAGACAGUAACGCUACGUGAAAUUUGUAUUUAGUGUCUCUGUCUACUAACGCAGCGAUAUCUAUCGGGAGCACUCCCCUGAGCAACAUGGCAGAUACUAUUAUCAUCAGGGUGCAAUCCCCAGAUGGGAUGAAGAAAAUUACUUCUACCAAGCGGGAUACAGCUACUGCUUUUUUAAAGAAGGUGGCCAAAGAGUUUGGGUUAAAUUCUAUUGGGUUUUCUGUUUACCUGAACCGCAACAAGACCGAAGAACUCCUUUCCCAGAAUAAAACUCUGAACCUGCUUAAGAUCAAGCAUGGCGACAUGCUUUAUCUGGUCCCUUCAGGAUCCCCUACCUCCUCAGGGGAGGUGAUGGACACUGCCACCCCACACUCAUCUACAUCCCUACCAUCCGUCUCAUCUUCCUCGUCCUCUUCUUCGUCCUCCAUGAUCCCCCGGUCCUUCUCAGCGCCUCAGGUCCAGGAGGACGAGAUUGAUCAGUAUCUGACCAAGCAAGACGGCAAGAUCUACAGGAACAAAGAUCCACAGCUAUGUCACCAUGGUUCUCUUGGAAAAUGUGUGCACUGUGUACCGUUAGAGCCUUUUGACGAAGACUACCUGAAUCACCUCGACCCACCAGUGAAGCACAUGUCAUUCCACGCAUACCUUCGGAAGCUGACUGGUGGAGCCGAUAAAGGGAAGUUUGCAGCUUUGGAGAACAUCAGCUGUAAGAUCAAGUCGGGCUGUGAGGGCCACCCUCCCUGGCCUGAGGGGAUCUGCACCAAGUGCCAGCCCAGUGCCCUCACACUGAGCAGACAAAAAUACAGACACGUGGACAGCAUCAUGUUUGAGAACCACACCAUCGCUGACCGCUUCUUGGACUUCUGGAGGAAGACGGGCAGUCAGAGGAUGGGAUACUUGUACGGCAGGUUCACUGAGCACAAAGACAUCCCUCUGGGCAUCAGAGCUGAGGUGGCUGCCAUCUACGAGCCACCUCAGAAUGCCAGUCAGAACAGCCUGGAGCUGGUGGAGGAUCCUAAAGCUGCAGCUGUGGAUGAAAUCGCCGCCAAACUGGGCCUGUGCAAGGUGGGCUGGAUCUUCACUGACCUGCUGUCUGAGGACACGAGGAUAGGCACUGUCCGCUACACGAGAAACAAUGACUCGCACUAUCUGAGCGCAGAGGAGUGCAUCACAGCGGGAUACUUCCAGAAUCUACAUUCAAACCCUUGCAGACUCUCUCGAGACGGCCAUUUUGGCUCUAAAUUUGUGACGGUGGUGGCAACAGGUGGUCCAGAUAACCAGGUGCACUUUGAAGGAUAUCAGGUGUCCAAUCAGUGCAUGGCUUUGGUGAGAGACGAGUGCCUACUGCCCUGCAAAGACGCCCCUGAGCUGGGCUUCGCUAAAGAGUCCACCCCCGAGCAGUACGUACCGGACGUCUUCUUCAAGGACACAGACAAGUUUGGAAACAAUGUCACGUUUCUAGCCCGGCCUCUUCCUGUGGAGUACCUUAUCAUAGAUAUAACUACCACUUUUCCAAAGGACCCCCAGUACACCUUCUGCUCUACGCAACGCUUCCCCAUUGAGAACCGUGAUAUCCUGGGAGAGACACAAAAUUUCCACAGUUUAGCAACAUACCUGUCCCAGUGCACCUCCACGGCAUUCCUGGACAUCGUGUCAGACUUCCACCUGCUCCUCUUCCUCGUCACCAAUGAAGUCAUGCCUCUGAGAGACAGCAUCGGCUUGCUACUGGAUGCAGUGAGGACCUCUGAUGAAGAUCUGGCACAGACCUGGAAGAAGUCGGAGCAGUGGGCCACCAUCGAGCAGCUGUGCAGUACUGUGGGCGGGCAGCCCUCCAGCUCUCAGGGUUACGGGGCCAUGGGCGGCUCCUCGGUCCCCGCCUCCUCCUCAGCCAUGUGGUCCUGCCUCCACUGCACCUUCAUGAACCAGCCUGGCACAGAGCACUGUGAAAUGUGCAGCCUGCCCCGCAGUUAAAAACCCCUGCCCUCCCCCCCCCCCCAUCCGCUGCCCUGAAGUCAUCCCGCCCAGCCCUCCUCUUAACUCGCCAAUGACAUCGCUGCACCAGGGCGAACUGCGAGAUUUGGAUGCCCUUUUUUGUUUUGUUUCCUUUCGCCUCGCUCUGAAGCCUUCCCAUCUCACAGGCUGCUGUUACCUGUGAAAGGGAUGCACUCGUUUACAUCGAAUUCACUGAGUUAAUAAAAUAAAACCAGACUGUGUUUUUAUUUCUGUCUCCCUCCUCACAGCGGCUCUCGUGAGUGGCGGGGCUCGUUAAGGUUUAAGCACUUUUUUUGGCUGAGGCCCCUUUCCCUCAACCCACAGCCCCCCUGAAUAAUCAGCCCCUCAAAUAAAUCCUGCUGUGACUCAAGACAACAGCAAAGACUCGAGUGUUUGGAGGUUCUCUCACAUCAGUGCCCCUCUCACUCUCACAACGUCUUCUGGAAUAUCUUGCUGUGUAUAAAUACAUAUGAGGAAUGAUACUGUUAUUUAAUUAGUGCUUUUUCUUUUUUUCUUUUUUAUCUGAUUGUAGCGAUACCUUAAAGUUUUGAAUCUUCAGCAUGGCCCCUACUCAGUCAGGUUUCUAUGGGUCCUUGUCUCUUUGACAAACCCCUUAAAGUACAAUCAUUGGUCAAAGCUCAUCCCUGAAAACUCUUAAAGAGCUCCAGACUAAGUAGAGUUUAUAUUUUCAGUGUUAAAUUACUUUGAAAAAGAAUUCCCAGAGUUGAAAAGCCGUUCACCCCUAACUCCUCCUCCAUUACCUGUUGGACUGAUGUCCCACCAACUUAAAGUGGUUCCUAAAGAUCUUUUGUUGGAAUUGCAGCUGUUGGAUUUGGUGGUUUGAACUUGAGCAGGCACAAUAUGUAGCUUAUUUUAUCAGCUGUAUGUUCUGCCUCUGAUAAAACUCCCAAGGACACCAUCCAUCGUCGUCUUCAUUAUUAUUACUGACUUGCAUUGUAUCAGCCGUGAGGUGCUUCUAGAAACAACCAUUGCUCGCCACUUUCCCCUCUGUCCGCUCCCUGCCUGUGGUUUCUUUAUCUGUUGUUUAGUGACUGGUCAAAAGGAGUCGGACCAUAACUUAAGGUCCUCCGCUGAUGGGGGCCCCGCUGGGUUUUUCCAUCCCUCAGCCUUCAAAGACUUUGCUGCUCUGAAGGGUCGCAGGUCACCACAGGGAGAAUAAGAUACCGAUCAUUUCACUUGUCUCAUGUGAUGUCGGCGCGUCACAUCUUUAGGCAGGAUGACGAUCAGUGUUUAAGAAAAUAACCUUGAAGUUAGCGUCGUCUGCUUUUGGUUGUGCAGAUAAUUGUUAGGUGAACUUUGAGCAGGAGGCUGAUGACCAGGUUGUGGUUUUCUCCACUUUGUAGAGCUUCGGUUGCCAGUGGUGUGGAAGAGGCUGAGCCUGAAAACAAUGUGAAAAGAACUUAACGCUCCUCGAUGGCGUUAGAAAGGCAAGCGGGACCAGUUCACAAUAAAUUGCAAAAAAAUACAAUUCUAAUUGUAGUUAGUCAUACAAACAGAAAAUGUUUUGUUUUAUUGUAAAUAAUUUCAGUGAACUUACUCUUGAACAUAUUAGUCAGCAGUCGGCAUAUAAGGAUAGUUUGUUAAAACGGGUUCUUUUAUUGCUUUUAUGAUCCCUUUCUUUCGUGAGACGAAUAUUGGGACCAAAACUUGUGAGAUCAUUUGAGUCGUAAAAGUUAAGCUCUGGUUGCACAUCGUGGACAUGUUAACAUCUGGCAGAACAAUGUUACUUUAAGCCGCUCCGCCUAUAUGCUCGUAGCAUUUCUAAACUGCACCCAUCCAGAGAAAUGGACCACAGUGGUACAGUCCAUACACAGCUGUGUGGGGGUCUUGGUGAGCUGGUGUGGCCACAGGAAGAAGAUUUUUAGUGCCAUCGCCUGUAGUCCCGAGGUGAACACGUCCACAUUUAAAAGCUCAACAGCAUCUCAACGCCAGUGUACUUUUGAAGAUCAUAUUUUACGUAUGUGAUCUUGACGAAUGCAAUUGAAAUUUUUCAAGUGGUCUAAAAUUGGAGAAUUGUCAACUUUUGUUUUACAGAUCAUAUGUGAAAAGUUGAUGCUAAAAACAAACAAGCUGCACAUUUUCCAUAUUUACACUUUUUGGAAUGACCAAAAAAUGAUAUAUUUUUUGCCGAUCUCUUUUAAUCCACGUCCUUGGUGUUUGCUGCUGACUCAUGCAGACUGACAACAUUCUCAAACCUUUUAUCACAACUUUCAUGUUUACCUUUUUCCCCUCAUAUCUUUGUGCACAUGAAAUAGUUUCAGUUUAUGCUAAAAUGAUGUUCCGACCGGCAGAAGCUGAGUGACUCACUAAAUCCUGUUUCUUCGGGAUUGUCGACGGGGAAAGGGGCCUCACGGUUAAGAGGGCGAGUCGAUUAUUGCAGAUUUGCUAUUUAUGAAUUUAUGAGACGUGUGCUUCUUUGUAAGAGCUUGACAGUAAUUCCAUUGAUGAAGUGAGAAUAUAUUUUUAGCUGUAGGUUAAUUUGAAAAAAAAAUGUGUGUGUUUUUCUUUGCCCGGUGAUAUCAUUCUUGCCCCCCGGUGUGAGUUCUUAAGAGCGAUUUACCUUAUGUCAUGCUAACGGGCGGCAGUGACCUUUUCCUUUUGUAUUGAUCCAGGGGCCGUUUGCUGAGCAAGCAUGCUCUUGGACUUACAGACGGUCCUCACGUUCCACUGAGCUAACGGAGGACCCUGAACGUUGUAUGCUGUUGACCUGGAUUUGAAACAAAAUAAUAAUAAAUAAAAAAACAACAACAAAAAA